AUGCUUACUGUGCCGAGUUUCUGUGUCGAGUGGGCGGAAGAUCCCGAAGCGGUGAGGUUCCUCGCCACAAUGAAAGGCGUUCUGUACGGCGGCGGCCCCCUCCCGCAGGAAAAAGGCGACUAUCUCGUUGCCAGCGGGGUCAAUAUCGUCAACACCUUCGGCUUGACAGAAGCCGGGCUCAUCUUCAAGCUUGUCCCUAAAAAUCCUUUGACAGGCACAGAGUGGAGCUACUCCACUUUCUCCUCCGAUUUGAGUUAUAUCAUGGUUCCCGAUGUUAACGGGAGCUAUAAGCUCGUCAUACGGGACACGGACAAGCACGGGACCUCAGUGUUUACCGAGCCGGGCGCAUUUGACACGAACGACUUGCUCGAGCCGCAUCCUACUAAGCCGGGGUACUGGAAGAUCAUAGGACGCGCUGAUGACCAGAUUAUGAUGUCUAAUGGGGAAAAGACGAAUCUCGGGCCUAUUGAGAACAUCAUCAACAGCAACAUCUAUGUCCGCGCGGCGGUCAUGUUUGGCCGUGCGCGUACCCAGGUCGGGCUGAUCGUCGAGCCCGUCGAGACCGUCUCUAUCAAAACGGAGGAAGAUCUCGCCAACUUCCGCAACCUCAUCUGGCCCGACAUCGAGAAAGCGAACGCGUUCGCACCGCAGCACUCGCGCAUCUUUAAGGAG
Molecule: messenger RNA, 672 nt
Organism: Dacryopinax primogenitus
Lineage: Eukaryota; Fungi; Basidiomycota; Dacrymycetes; Dacrymycetales; Dacrymycetaceae
Product: acetyl-CoA synthetase-like protein
Exons: 5
Source: RefSeq, a predicted model, not a curated record